ACAAACAAACUUUGAUAAUUAUUCAAGAUGUCAGCAAAAAUCUUGCUUCCAAUAUUGUUGCUUGUAUUAUCAGUUCCUUGUUGCUUCUGUUUGCCAUUAUCAACAAAAGGGAAAUGGAUAGUGGAUUCAAAAACAGGCGAGAGGGUGAAAUUAGCUUGUGUAAACUGGCCUUCCCACUUAGAACCUAUGUUAGCUGAGGGUCUUGCUGACAAACCCUUGAAGCAAAUUGUUUUUCAAAUUGUUAGAGGGAAUUACAAUUGUGUUCGUUUUACAUGGGCAACUUUUAUGUUCACUCGUUAUGCUAAUCUCACAGUUAGAGAAUCUUUUAAUACCCUUAACCUAACUGAAACUGUUGCAGAAAUUAGAAGACAGAAUGGGUUUAUACUGGAAAAGACCCUCCCUCAGGCUUUUGAAACCGUUAUUGAUGAGCUUGGGAGACAGGGUGUAAUGGUUAUUCUUGAUUGCCAGGUUAGCAAGCCAACUUGGUGUUGUGGAGAAAAAGAUGGAAAUGCUUUCUUUGGUGACGAAUAUUUUGAUGUUGAAGAAUGGCUACAAGGUUUAACCACAGCUGCUGAGCUCGCCAAGGGUAAACCGAAUGUAAUAGGAAUAAGCACAAGAAAUGAACUACGUGGUCCAUUGUCAAAUGUGGACAAUUGGUACAAAUACAUAACUCAAGGAGCAGAAGCAAUUCACAAGGCAAACCCAGAUGCAAUAAUAUUAGCUUCAGGGCUGAGUUAUGCUAAUGACCUCACUUUCUUGAAGAAUCAAUCUUUAAGGAGUAACUAUGACAACAAAUUAGUGUACGAGGCACAUUGGUACCCAUGGAGUUGGGCUCCGACCGACACUUGGGAUGAUAAAAACAUUAACCAAAUUUGUCAAAACAAAUUGCAACACUUCAUUGACCAAACUGGUUUUGUUAAUACUCUUAAAAAUCCCGUGCCUCUUUUUCUUGGUGAAUUUGGGUUAAACCUAAGAGGUCUUUUGAGAUCUCAAGACCACUUCUUGAGCUGCUUUUUGGCCUAUGCUUCUGAUAUUGACUUGGAUUGGGCUAUUUGGGGCCUUCAGGGAAACUAUUACUUCCGUUCAAAUAAAAUUGGCAUGGAUGAAACUUUUGGAGUCUUGGAUUACCACUGGAACCGUAUCAGAAAUCCCCAUUUCGAGAAUAGAUUAAAGCUUAUUAAGCAGAAGCUUCAAGAGCCAAGUUCAGAUUACUAUAAUUACUAUAUAAUGUUCCACCCACAAAGUGGUUCGUGUGUCCUGUCAAGUAGUAGAAGGGAAGUAUAUACAGAGAGUUGCAGCAACAACCCGAGCCAAUGGUUUUAUGCAGGAGAUGGUCAUCCAAUUAGAUUGAAAGGCACUGACCUGUGUAUUGAAGCUGUUGGUGAUGGAGUUAGACCAAUUCUUUCUGAGAAUUGCCAUGGUCCCCAAAGUUCCUGGAAAUUGCUAUCAGAGACUAAGCUUCAUGUAGGUGUCUUUGAUCAGUCGUCAGGACAAUAUCUAUGCUUGCAAAAGGAUUCACCCUACACUUCCACGAUUAUCACUACCAAAUGUCAUUUCACUCUUCAGGAUACUAAUUGCCUGGAAGAUCCUCAGGAUGACCCAACAACUCAAUGGUUUAAGCUUGUAACCACAAAUGUUAGGACCUAUUAGAUCGAAUUAGCUAGAGCUUUGUUAGGUGUUGAUUCUUUUGUUUUCUUAAUUCCAAACUCAUUGGAUCGAUGUUUAGUUCCUGAUUAAGGUUAUAUAAUGAGAUUAGCUGAUUUUAGGUUUAUUAA
Molecule: messenger RNA, 1775 nt
Organism: Jatropha curcas
Lineage: Eukaryota; Viridiplantae; Streptophyta; Magnoliopsida; Malpighiales; Euphorbiaceae
Product: glycosyl hydrolase 5 family protein
Biological process (GO): polysaccharide catabolic process
Molecular function (GO): hydrolase activity, hydrolyzing O-glycosyl compounds
Source: RefSeq, a predicted model, not a curated record